Messenger RNA from Octopus bimaculoides (California two-spot octopus), 1275 nucleotides. RefSeq lists its product as uncharacterized. The record is from RefSeq and is a predicted model, not a curated record. NCBI's taxonomy places the organism in Eukaryota, Metazoa, Mollusca, Cephalopoda, Octopoda, Octopodidae.
UUACACCAUUUUAGAGGGGGAAAGGAAAUUUUUAGCAGACGACUACCUGUGCAGCGCCGUCCGCCCGCCCGCCCGUCCGUUCGUCCGUCCUCCCCUGCACAUCAUACCACCAUACUGAAAUAUAGUAUAAAUAAUAGCAUAUACUAUAGUAUAGAUUAAUAUAAUAUUAAUAUAAACUUUACAAUCGCUGGUCAUAUCAAACAAAAGUUGAAACCAAGAUGGCGUACCGCUUACUCAACGAUUUUGAUAAUAAUCGUGACGUUAUUUAUAACACAACACAUACAACCAGACGGACAGUGACAUCGUCGAGUGAUUGGCCUUCUGCAGUGCCGAGCCAUAGCUGGAAAGCCAUUCGUGAAGUGGAAGGCUAUACAAAGCCACACAUGACAUGGGAGUAUCGACUUGAUGCUGACGCCGGCCCGGAGCACCAGAUUCCUAAAGGGAGCGUACCCUACGUUCACGUUCGAGAUCAAGUGAGAGGUGUUCAGGAUAAGAUGGAUCGUCACCGGCAGUUGCUUGACAGAUAUUAUGACCGACCAGCGAUGGAUGUGCUCGACACCCAUACCUCUGGGCUGGGUCAUUCUGGCGGACGUACGACUGACGACUCAGCAGCAGGUGAGAUGCUGGGCAAGGUGUCACCCUUACGCAAGAAAAUUAGGAAGGUCAUAUGCAAGUCCCGUCGUGACCCUUCUUAUUAUGAUGAUUAGUUGCCCCAACACUGUUGUCAGGUCAGCUAGGAGGACAAGGUAUGUGAGACGUGUUUUUUAAAAGACGUUGGAAGGACAAACAAGAACAACAACGAAAUAAAAAGACAACAGAUUUGAUAAAGAAAUAACCCUUAAAACCCACUUUCAAAAGAAAAAGAAAAAAAACACCAUUUAAUAUCAAUUUUAAUUAAAUUUUAUUUAAUUUAAAAACAAAUUUUAAUAACUGAAAUCUUGGAACUUUGGUAACCUCCACCCACCCCCACUGGAUUGUAAUUCGUAUAAUUUCUAUUAAUUCUGCCGUAGCAAUGAUAGCAAAUGAACACACACGCAUACACCAACAUAAACACACACAAAUAUUAGCUUGCCUCCUGCCUGCAAGUAAAUCGGUGACCUUCGCCACCACGUGUCCGCCUGACUUUUCGUGCCACAUUUCGUAUCCUGUCUCUCUUAUUUCUGAUCUGGUUUUCUCACCUGCUUCCUCUUUAAUUAAUGGUUAAUUAACUGACUAAAAAUAAUGAUGAUAAUAAUAAUAAUAAUAAUAAAAAACUUUUUGAAAACUAUCAAUAAA